AUGAAACCCUUGUCGGCCGCGUUGGCCACAGCUAAGUUUGUCUCCUGUGUAGACAUGUUCAAGAACCUUGGAGUUCCAAAUACCAACAUGCUCAAGAAGGGGGCUGUCUUUACUGUCGUAGAUCCAACGAUUCGAAGAACUGUUCUUGUGGCUCAGGGCACGCCCCCAGCAGCAAACAAGUAUACUAUCCCGGCGACUCUCAACCCCAAAUCGUAUUGUCAGACACACAGAUAUGUAUUUGUUCAGCUAGCCUCAAGUAUAGGUGGGGAGGGGGAAAUGGGCAUUUAUCAAAUCGCAUUUCUUUGUCACAGUAGCAGCGGUACAUCAGUCAGGGUUGUGUUCACGAACAUCUCGUGCCUCGAGCCCAAAGUAACGAGCACGUCUAUUGUCAUUCCGUUAGAGCUAAACCGUUGGACCACCCUUGCCGUGGACAUGGACCAAGUUUUCCGCAAUGCGUACAGAAAUGCUAUCUCAUACAAGGGGGUUCUUCAGUUUGAAGCCAUGUCGUCCACCGUCAUCAAGGGCGUCUAUUUUUGCACCAAGCCUUUUACCCCCUAUGACGUACCAGAAGUGAUGCUGCUUCCUCUUCCACUUGAGUUAGCAUCAGGGAAUUACAAGUCUCGUUUCCAAUCUGAUAUUCCUCCCCUGUUGCAAUUUUAUGAUUGGAUUGCUGUCGGCUUUGACAAUGUAAAAGCAAACGAUUUUCAAGCAAGCAAUAACAUUUACAAGAGCAACCUUUCCGGGCUGUGGCCAAAGCUUUGUACGCACGUUGAUUUCUUCGAUCCGUCCAGAAAUGUUGCCAAGCAUCCCACCGGGAUAUCUGGGGAGGUGGUUGCUAGGGUAGAAAUCGAAACAAUGGGUCCACUACCCACUAAGCUACGUCCAUCUUCUCGUAGGAACCGCGGGAGUACCUCCGCACAGCGAGGCACUGUAUCCCUUCAGGAUGCCGAAACCAUUGAUGCACGCAUUAAGAGAACAAGGGGCGUUCAGAGUGCGAAGUACAAUACCAAAUCAAGCACGACAACGCUAGUGACUGCCCAAGUGCCAGGCAACGUUUCUCGCCGGCUAUCUGCACCUGUAUCAGCAACUAUCUCGUCAGAGAGUGAGAAUGUGAUGACAGUGCCAGUGCGCACAGCAAAUAUAUCAGAGAAACGGAGUAAGAGAGAACUGGGGGCUGACCCUGUUACACAGAGACCUAAGUCAUAUGUCCAACCUACUAAUCCUUUAACCGAUGAGCCAGAUAUGUUCCUCCAGAAGGCGGAUAUUGAGAUUCUUAACCAGGACGUUCCUGAGCUAAAUGCUAGCACGCCAGAAAGCGGUGCAAUCUUAUCUAUUUCAGACUCUCGACUCAGAAGUGACGGAUGCUGCUCCGUGGAGACGCCCCUAACCGCAGCCAUUUGUGCCCCAACAAUUGCAAUUACCCAGCCAGUCGCAGUGAAAAGUAAGGUCGAUCUGCCAGUUCUCAACCCCUCUGAUACCACGCAGACAUUGACAAUAAACCAGCUCCUGGUGGACACUGGAGAAAGAGUUGACCAGGGGCUGCAAGAUGGAUUUGCAAAAUUCAAUGAAGGCAUGACAGGUGUCAAGAUACUAAUAGACAAAAUCUAUUCACGGCAAAAGCAGAUGCUUCGGCAUAUCAAUACAGCAAAUAUGAGUAGCUUCCUUUUAAUCAAUAAGGUACCGAUGCGCUAUCUUACACACAUGUCUGCGCUUGAGCCUCAAAUUACCAUAGGGUUUCAAUCAACGACUAGAUUUAUAUAUUCAUUUCCCCACAAAUCCCUGCUCUCUGAUCCCCUAUCGUGUCACAAUGUGGCACGGGGGCUUCUGGAUGAUGCUACCGAUGAGCAGUGUGAGGAGGCUGCGUGCCGGGUCCUCAAUGCCACGUUUAACAUGCGCCUUUUUGAUUUGAUGGAGAGAGCAUGUUAUCAACCUCCAGUCUGUGAUAGUCCUGAUGGUGUAUCUUUCGCUAGGUCAAAAAAGGCUUCUAGACCAUCCUCUACAAAGUCUCCGGCUAAGUCAGCACCCACUGAGGCCGCUACUGUGCCUGUCCUGGAGCAAGCCAAUCAACUUGUUAAUGAGAUAUGCCGCCGAACCCUGGCUGCACAAGGGCUCACACCCACGAAGGUGUUUCCCCAGAGGCAAGUUAUCCAGGAUAUUAACCGUGCCUCCAUGAUUGGGCAGUCAAAGAGGCGCCUCUACGAUGAGAGUGCUGCCAAGAUGGAACAACAGUAUUCCAGGAAAAAGGUACGUGUGGCCGAACCUCUAACGUUAGCGUUGCAUCCGUCAUCUGGCAUCCAACCUGUGUACACAGGCUAUCCUCUUGUUCUGUGCUUCCUGAGUGCCAAUUAUGUAGUUGCACUUCUAUCCUUUUAUGAAUAUAUAGUAUCACAUGAUGGUAGCUAUGCGGUGUCCCCGCUCAGGGCGCAAUUCUCACUGAGCCAUGACUACUGCAUCCUCUGUCUCACGUCUAUGCUUUUGCAGGAUAAGCACAAGGAGCACACACUUGCACUUCUCCAGAUAGAUGACGACUCUCUUUCGAAUACCUGUACAGAGUCCACCGAUCCUGACCACGGUACUCCGUCCACAGAAUGCCUCCACCAGAUAGGAUAUAAGAGCAUUCAUCAGCAAGUCGGGCUCUACAAGCCCAAGAACUCAACUGAACCAUUUACCUAUGCACGGUAUAAGCAGUAUAACGGGGAUCUGAGCAAUCAGACUUCACUAGGUCAAGCAGAGAUCCAGGAUAUUAUUGAUACCUUGAGCUCUAGUCAGACUGCCGGAGAGAUGAGUGACAAGCAGAGACAUGAGUCCACAAAAGUUCUUCUCAUUGCCUCUGCAAAGUAUUCGCCUUUCGUAGCUGUGUUCUUCGGUACGUACUUGGCACUCUUCGAAGUUAUGCCCCUUAGUCUUUGCGCACGGCUCAAAGGGCUAUUAUUCUAUAACAGCAACUCCGCCUUUCCACACAUUAUCCAGGCCGCGUCCUUUAGCGACGACUCAACCAAGCUGGUCAUCGCUGGGUGCAACAGUUCACUGACUUCGGUAGUAACGGCCGUUAUAGAUCUAACUGAUGCCAUUGACCUAUCCAACGAAUUUAUACUUCUAUCCGGCAUGGCAGUAGGUGAUCAAUUACAAGCUUCGCCGACCCUUGAACCAGUCAUCCAGGUCCUGUUCCAUCCAGGGUCAAACGACCAGUUCGUGACCCUGUCUGCCACACAAUUCAGGGGAUGGAGGAUUAAAUAUAUUCAUGGAGCAGGGUAUAUUAAGUCUGUUGCAGUGGAUAUAUGUAACAAGGAGGUACAAUCUAACCUAACCCACAAUAUCAAGAAGUAUGUGUUGGGAUACAUCUCUGAGAAUAUCAUGCAGCCUGAGAAGGCAAACAAGCGCUUUCUGUCUGUGCUUUUCAGGCUUAUCAAGCGUUUUUCCAGGCUUCUGUUCACUGACAUAUGCUUUAGCGGACCAAAUCGGGUUCAAAUAGCAACUGCAUGUGGCGUGAUACUUAUCUUUAACUUUACUGAGAUACUUCGGGACUCAAGCAAGAUUAUGCUUUUGCUUCCUAGUAACACACCAGACUACCGUCCUCUGGCUGCAUGCGCCCUCUCAGUUAACCGGGUGCCGGAGCCACUGUUGGACUCCUCCAUAAACAACUAUAUUAUCUUCAGCAGCACCGAUGGAAUCGUUCGAAGCUGGACGAAUAACUUUGAAACGUUGAUUAUGCAAUCUCGCUUUAAAGCCCCAGUUGUCUAUCUUCGCGAGGUCAUACUUUCUGGGACAAGCCGCAUGGAAGUAAUCUCUCCGCCAGUGUAUCAAUCGGAUUAUGCUUCGAAGCAACCAAACGGUCCCCUGGGAAUAAUUGGGGACAGUAAGUUGGGUGGAUUUUCCGGCAUUAGCAAAUCGUCCUUUUAUGAUGAUGAUGCCAUAAAGCACACUGUUGUCUAUAGCACUAUACCUCCAAAUAUUUCCAAUCUUUCGUCUACCAGACCACGAGCCACUGAUUUGUCUAGACUAGCUCCGCCAGUAUAUAAUACAUCUCCUCAGGAACCCCAGAACAUCGAUGCCCAUCUUGCAAACAACAUGUAUUAUAUAAAAAGAGGCCCAUUUAUGUUACGGCAAGGGUCCUCUCUUAUUCCAGAUCAGCAAUCAGACCAAUCGACCAUGGAUCAGACAGCGACCAUGGUGGCCCAGGACCUCAUUGGACAAUUGAGCUACAUAAACAUGCUAGGCCAAAGAAGUAGGAUGCGGCAAAGCAUCACUCAUGGAGAAAGCACUGGGUCUCAAUAUCCCUCUGUGUCUAUUGAUACCAUUUUCUUUGACAGUGCCAGUGAUACAAGUGACACUGGAUCUAAGCAGCAUGAAGUGGUCAACAAUGGAUUCCGACCCAUUAACAAUGCCACGCAGAAAGACCCUGUUCUGAGCACUCUGCGAAUGCACCACAACCACGGUGGCAGCUGCGCGGACUCAAAGACCCUAACUUCUCGCGAGACAGCAGAUUCACUCAAUAGGCAAUUUAGGAACCUAUUAACAACACAUCUAAAAGGCAGCACCCAGCGCUUGGUAUUUAAUAAUAUAGGACUAUCGUUACCUAGCGUGCCUACUCCAAGCAUGAAAAUGUUGCAGACUUUACAGGCUCCAACGUCCUCUGGAACAUUUAUGAGUGUCUGCCUCAACGGAGAUGUGGGUCUAUUAUCUGUUGGGGACAGCAAAGGGCCAGUUUACAACACAGUUCUCUGCACACAGUAUAAGAACGUCAUAGACGCCAGGAUUGAUCCAAAACACAACGAGGGAGUCGCUCUCACAAACAAUGUGAUCAACAUUUUCAACUUAACCACGGGGCUGAGGUCAGUAUACUUCAAAGUGGCAGAUUCGGAGCCAGAUACCAGCAUGCUGAUCAGCACAUACAGCCCCCCUCUGGGAAAGUGCUGCUAUCAUCCAACUUCCUAUGUGAUAGCAGUCAUGACAAAUACCCUGAACUGCCUGCUCCUUGAUGUUUCUAACCAGACAGUCAUCUAUAAUUGUAACCUCCGCAGCUUCCUGCGAGAAGCUUCAAAAUUAGCCGCAGAGCGUUCUGCCAACGCAGAGCUAGAGAUGAUAGCAGUCAAUACAACCUACAUGCAGUCCAUGCACGUUGAUGCCUCUAUUUAUGAGCAGGAGCUGAGCACGCAAGGAGAGUCUGAGCGGGAGGAGCUCGACUCGUGGAUUGGCGAGACGAGUGAGACAAUUACUUUUGACAACGAUAUCAUAUCUACGUCUAGAGGCGGGCAUACAGAGAGCGCUGCCUCUGGGUCACAUGCUGCAGUCAAUAAUCGAUCUAAGUCCAUGCGGUCUGCUUCUGCACGCCAAGCAACUGCCCAGCAGGCUUACUCGGACAUAUUAUCCAGGCAACCCCAGUCUGUCAAAGUGACUACGGGGUCAAAAAAGCAAGUCGAGGCGGCACUCUAUUACAUCGCAGAAAGCUACACGAAGAUGCUUGUUACCGGUGAGUUAGCAAGGCCUUUGGAGACUAACCACAAUAUAAUCUUUACUCCCUCCGGUUCUCACCUGCUCUUGUACAUAGAUAACUACCUAUUUUCUAUAUGCACAAACGGCUACGCAGAGCUACGGUUGGUGUACAUAAGUAACUUUCCAAUCAAGCAGGUGGUAGUAGGUGUUAGCGGAGGGUCGUCUAGAAGAUCUAGAGAAGUGUUGGCAAUGAUUAACUUGCGAAACGAGGUGUCGAUCUUCUCAGUUGAAGGUCUGCUCCUCAAUUCCAAGCCAAAAAUGCUAAGAAUAACUCGGUAUCCACAAUUAGCACAUGCCUAUGCAUUUCAAAACAUGGGCAUUCCGUCUGACCGCUAUCGAUUCGAUGACCUGGUACCUUUAAUCAAAACACCUGUUCUGAUAACCAUUAAUGCCAUUACAGAGUCGCUUAUUGUCCUUGUGGUAGACAGCAUCGAAGUCCAAGAGCCUAGCAACAUUACUGCUGAUGAGAAAGUUAUCAGGGACGCAAACCGAGCAGGAUAUAGCAUAGCUAAGGGGCAAAGUAGGAAUUAUGUGGCUGUGUACUCCAUCCAGUCAUAUAGCUUCUCGACUGGCGAAAUGGAGUACGAGAUUCCCGUGCACAUAGAGUCUGGCAACAUCGGGGAGUACAUCCCUAUUUUCAUAGCAAGCUCUCAAUUGUCAGGGGCUAUCGCCCUCUUCUUCCGAGGCUCCAAUCGAACCAAGAUGAUCUCUAUCCCCUUAAGUAUAGUAGCAGAGGUAGAGAUGGAGUUCAGUAAGAUUCUUAAUAAGCUCACACUGGGAGAGCAGGUGCAGGUUGAUGCAUACACAGAUAUGUCGCGUAUUCGAUGUAGCAUACUAGAGUAUCCGAUUUAUACGGUGGACCACGACUCCAGGUUAGAUCGUUUUCUUGUAACAGGACGAGGUAUGCAAUCUGUAACUGUCUAUACAUGGAACACAGGGGAGUAUGUGGAGUUCAGCUCCCUUUCGCAAUGCAUCGAACACGAAGAGGGAUACGACGAAAUGGUUAAGAGCUACUUGAUAGACCAGCAGGUCAAGAGGGGCAUGUCCUUUAAUGACCAAAGGUCUAGUGUUGCACAGAGUGCAGCAUACACAGACAAAGAAGCAGUUAUCUUGACAAUUAAUACAUAA
This is a messenger RNA of Giardia duodenalis, 6621 nucleotides long. RefSeq lists its product as uncharacterized. The transcript has a single exon. The record is from RefSeq and is a predicted model, not a curated record. Bases 1 to 6621 code for a protein of 2206 amino acids. Lineage: Eukaryota; Fornicata; Diplomonadida; Hexamitidae.